Messenger RNA from Caenorhabditis briggsae, 249 nucleotides. NCBI's taxonomy places the organism in Eukaryota, Metazoa, Nematoda, Chromadorea, Rhabditida, Rhabditidae. The record is from RefSeq and is a predicted model, not a curated record. The coding region runs from base 1 to 249 and encodes 82 amino acids. The transcript has 2 exons.
AUGAGAUUCCUUACCCUCAUCGCUACUCUUUUGGCUCUUCUCGCCACUGCCAACGCUUAUUAUACCUAUUACUAUUACCCGAACAACAACGGUUACUACAACAACAACGGAUACACGACCUACUACUACUACCCGAACAAUAACAACAACGGUCAAACUUAUUAUUAUUACCCAAACAACAAUAAUGGAUGCUCCGGAUGCAACAGCAACGGAUACACUACUUAUUAUUAUACCUGGGGAAAGAAAUAA